UCAACAGACCACCGCCGAUUACGACUGACCGGGGGUGGAAGUACAUGCGCUGGACGACUGGAGCUUUAUUACCACGGUUCUUGGGGCACAGUUUGUAAUGACUUAUGGGAUCUGCUUGACGAUAACGUGGUCUGCAGGCAGCUGGGUUGUGGAUAUGCUUUGCAAGAUAAACCUCUUGGAUACUGUGGAGGAAGUCGUGGUCCUAUUUGGUUGGAUGAAGUAAAAUGCUCGGGUAACGAAUUAUAUCUCUGGGAGUGUCCCUCCGCACCACUGGGUGAACACGAUUGCAGUCAUAAAGAAGAUGUGACAGUGAAGUGUUCUGGUAAGGGUACCUGCAAUCUGCUGAUUCCCUGCAGCAUGGGAUGGGAGGAUUCAUUCCAGAGAUGUAAUACAAACUCCAACAACAUUUCACCGCCAGAUGCAUAUUCCCCUCCCCUCCACUGUCGAUGCGCCUUUUUGUUCAGCGACAAAGAAUCUUUGCUGCCUGAUGAUGGAAACAUUGUGAUGAUCUAUACAUUGCCCGUUUCGUACACAGAACACAAAGAGAUGCGCCUGGUGAACGGAGAGCAUCGAUGUGAAGGGAGAGUGGAAGUGUGGUACAACGGGACAUGGGGGACAGUGUGCUACGAGAAGCUUUACGGAAAGGAAGCGGAAGUGAUCUGUAAACAAAUGAAAUGUGGACCUCUCAAAUCGUAUUAUGGCGCCUGGAAAUAUGGAGCGGGUUCUGGGCCCAUAUGGCUCGAUGAGAUGGAAUGUAUUUCGCACGAGUCGACCCUUUGGCAGUGUCAGUCAGACCCAUGGGGAAAACACAACUGUCACCACUGGGAGGAUGCAGGUGUUGCAUGUGAAGAAAAAGUGAUUAUUUGUAACUUUACAGAUCUACCACUGCGGCUUGAUGGCGGCAACAACAAUUGCUCCGGAACGGUUCAGUUAUUGUUCAACAACAGCUGGGGCACCGUGUGUGAUGACUCCUGGGAUCUUGCCGAUGCCAAUGUCGUCUGCAGGCAGUUGGGAUGUGGCGCUGCUCGUUGGACUCCAGGAGCGGCUCCCAUUGCCCCAGUCUCUGGGGAUAUCUGGCUGGAUGAAGUCAAAUGCACAGGAAGUGAAUCAUUCCUGUCCCGUUGUAUGGCUUCACCGCUCGGUCAGCAUGACUGUGACCACAAGGAAGAUGUCAUUGUUAUUUGUUCCGGUACGUCUUGUUCGACAGAUUCCUGGAUCAUUGACUUUAAAAUCAUAAUUAAAUGUGUUUUUUUGUUUCUUUAAUGCAGAAAACCUAAUUAGAUUAAGUUGAUAAUAUGUGUUUGCAAUAAUGUUCACAGGUCCAGUGUUAACUCCCACUGGCUCCAUCAUUUCAGGUAUUUAUUAUUCACGCGAUGUUGAUGUAUGAAAUUCCAAUCUUUGCUGACAAUGCUGAUACUCGCUUGGUACGAUUUGCUAAUUACUAAAAUACACGAUGGAUAGCUUACACAUUGUUUAGCCCAGUAUUCGAACCAGUCUUGCAAACUUCUAAAACUGUGCCCAACUACAGCCAAAAUAUCUUUGUGACGGCACAGAAUGCGGACGUCCGCAUUGUUGUCCGCCCUCGCCACCCCCAAUAAAGUGGCGAUGAGCUGUCUCAAUGAAAGGUGGCAGUUGGUAGAAUUUCUAUGCGCUUUUCGGUUAUGAUUACUGAUUUUAGAGUAGCGGCUAUUAAUGAAUUGGUAUCAUGUGUUGGAACCAAGAUAAGUUGUGACCUUGAGAAGAAUUUGUCGGUGUCAUUAUUCCUAACUGAGAGUUGCAUUUCGAGUCAGUGCAGAAAAGGGUUCGCUCUUUUAUAAAGUAUUGUCGAAAUACCCCUGAUGACGUACUCUUAAUGCAUUUCAUACAAGUUCGGCCCUUUGUAACAAGCAUCACCUGAGCAAAACGAUGUCAACAUUUAGAACAUGCACUUCUUGGUGUCAGUAUUCCUCUGAUUUGGAUUGUAUGACACGGGGUGUGUGCCGAGCUCUGUGGAUACACAUUAUGUUUGAAUAUAAUUAUGUAUCUGCUAGUUGGAUGCAGGGCGCCACUGGUUAGGAAUCAGGACUUUCCGAUAUGUUCUGUAUUCAUCCCGUUCCGCCCAACACGACAGGAAUUCCGUUGAUUUCACCACAUCUCUUUGUGGCGCCAUAGCCCCUGUGUAGUUGUCAUCGGCAGAAACAUAUCAAACUAAACGUCAACGGCAGAGCCCUAAUUAUGAGUGUUAUUGCUUGUCUUGUUUUUAUUAAACUAGUCCAGACUCGACUCCGGAAAUGUAUCUUUCGAGUUCCUCUGUCGCGAGAUGCUUGGUAAUGAUCAUUGAAUCGCACAAUCUAUUUGCACACGCGGCUAAUCUGGGGAUAUCUGUAUGUGUUCUUGACCGGGCAAUCGUUCCAAAUCCAGACCUGUGAGUGGAAAUGUGAGUGGAAAUGAAAAUAACUUGCUUCGGUCGAAAUUGUCCUCCAUGGCAUGAGGUUUCACGCGGCUGCAGCCAGUGCAAGCUAUUAUCCAGAUAAACAAAGCCUGAUUGAGAAUUAGUAUUUUUAUUGGUUUCCACUCACGUGUUAAUCUGCUGCAAUGCCCCCAGAGGAUUAUUGGGAACAUUCGUGGCGAAGGAAAAUGCACAAUCAGAGGUGAAAAUUAAUGAAAGUUCGCUGCGCCUGCUUUAACUAUGAAGCUACAACGUCUGUUAUGAAGUUAUCCCUAAAUUUGUAUUUCAGUGUUGGGGAAUAAGAUGCCCGCUAUGAUUGUUGUCGCCUGUAUAACCCUUGGAAUCGUCCUCAUCGGUGAAUUACUCGCACUGAUGAUGAUAUCACGGAGACGGGCAGCAAAAAGAGGUGAGGUUCAACUUGUCACAAUUAUUGUU
Molecule: messenger RNA, 2863 nt
Organism: Leucoraja erinaceus (little skate)
Lineage: Eukaryota; Metazoa; Chordata; Chondrichthyes; Rajiformes; Rajidae
Product: deleted in malignant brain tumors 1 protein-like
Exons: 4
Cellular component (GO): membrane
Source: RefSeq, a predicted model, not a curated record